Messenger RNA from Amphiprion ocellaris (clown anemonefish), 3637 nucleotides. Its product is annotated as vang-like protein 1. Gene Ontology annotation, biological process: multicellular organism development. The transcript has 10 exons. The record is from RefSeq and is a predicted model, not a curated record. Gene Ontology annotation, cellular component: plasma membrane. Bases 661 to 2271 code for a protein of 536 amino acids. NCBI's taxonomy places the organism in Eukaryota, Metazoa, Chordata, Actinopteri, Pomacentridae.
AGCAGACCGGGGAACACGCCCUAGUGUUGCCUACCUGUGUGAAGCUUUAACUUCAGCUGAAUGCCCUCAAACUGCGGCCACUAACUGGCAAAGUUAACCGCAUUUCUGAACAUUUCGCCUCAGCUUCUAGUUUGUUCCGCCCUCGGUUUGGUCAGUUUUUCGUUUCCACAGCUUCUCUCCCAGCCAGAAACUCUCCGAGCCGCCGAGAGAGAAAAGUCAACUAUGUUUCACACGGUUGAGUAGAGCCGCAGUAGCCGGGCUGGUGCACCGCAGCUCGGCGGCGAACUGUAACCUGCGGCGGCGGAGUUGACGCGGACGGAGACGUUGAAACACUCCCAGCCUCGGAAAACAACCAAAAAGUGCCUCUGGUUUACAUGACAGCUACAGAGAGGAUAUCGAUGGCGACACUCGUCAGCAACUCUCAGAUGAAAGACGUGGGCUUGAUGAAGUGUAUGAUGUCAGUAAACUGUUGAUGUUUCCUCGCCGGGCGCCCCCAGGGUCGCUUUCAAGCCUGACUGCCGGCAGCUCACCACCUCCGUCGGCCUCCUGAGCGAGCCGAUCGAUCACCUCGAGCUCAACAAGAUAGCGCACAAGGUUCCGCUGCGUCCGCCAGCGGUCGAGCAGAGCCGAGCCCUGCUGCCUCAGCGGGACUGUAUCACCAUGGAUACCGAGUCCACAUACUCGGGCUAUUCCUACUAUUCUGGACGCUCCCGGGGGUCCCACAGGCAUGGUGAGCGAAGCCGGGACCGCCACAAGUCACGCAGCAAAGACAGCCGCUCAGAAAAGUCCGUAACAAUCAACACGCCGCCUGCCGAGCCGCUGCUCGGUGAUUCUGCCGUUCGAGGGGAGCAGGUCCAGGAUGACAACUGGGGCGAGACGACCACAGCCGUCACAGGCACGUCGGAGCACAGCCUCUCUCAGGAGGACAUCGUCCGCAUCACCAAGGACCUGGAGGACAGCGUGGGGCUCGACUGCCGCCGUUACUUUACCCGGACGCUGGCCGUGAUCCUCGGCCUGCUGGUGUUUCUCACGCCGCUGGCCUUCCUGGUGCUCCCCCACCUUCUCUGGCCGGAGAAGCUGCAGAGCUGCGGGACGGCCUGCGAGGGCCUCUUCAUCUCCGUGGCCUUCAAGCUGCUCAUCCUGCUGCUGGCAGUCUGGGCGCUCUUCUUCAGGCCGGCGCGGGCAGGGCUCCCGCGGGUCUUUGUGUUCCGGGCGUUGCUCGCCGUGCUGGUGCUGCUCUUUGUGGUCUCCUAUUGGCUCUUUUAUGGAGUCAGGAUACUGGACUCACAGGAUGAGAACUACCAGGGCAUUGUGCAGUAUGCCGUCUCGCUGGUGGACGCUCUGCUCUUCAUCCACUACCUGGCCAUCGUCCUGCUGGAGCUCCGGCAGCUUCAGCCGUGUUUCUCUGUGUGCGUCACGCGCUCUACCGACGGCGAGACGAGGCAUUACAACCUGGGACAGCUCAGUAUUCAGCGGGCAGCUCUGGCCAUCAUAGAGCACUACUACUGUGAUUUUCCAGUCCACAACCCGGCGCUGCUUUCCGCCUCCAAGUCCCGCGCUGCCAAACACCUGGCUGGCCUUAAGGUCUACAACGUGGAUGGUGAGUUCCCAGCAGCCCCGGCUGAGGGUCCAGGGAACAACGCAGCAGCAGGACUCGCCCACUCCCAGUCCAGAGCCAUGAUCGCAGCUGCAGCCCGCCGCCGAGACACGAGCCACAACGAGCUUUACUACGAAGAGGCUGAGCACGAGAGGCGAGUCCGCAAACGCAAAGCACGCCUGGUGGUGGCAGUAGAGGAGGCCUUUACCCACAUCAAGCGAAUGCAGGAGGAGGAGCAGAAAAAGGCUCCAGGGGACGUGAUGGACCCCCGAGAGGCAGCACAAGCCAUCUUCCCCUCCAUGGCUCGGGCCCUGCAGAAGUACCUGAGGACCACCAAGCAGCAGCACUGCCACAGCAUGGAGAGCAUCCAGCAGCACCUGGCCUUCUGCAUCACCAACAACAUGACGCCCAAGGCGUUCCUGGAGAGCUACCUGACCCCGGGGCCGACCCUGCAGUACAGCCGGGACCACUGGCUGGCCCGUCAGUGGACGCUCAUCAGUGAAGCGUCCGUCACCAGCGGCCUGAAAGACGGCAGCAUCUUCCUGCUCAAAUGUGUGGACUUCAGCCUGGUGGUGACGUCCAAGAAGAUCCCCUACAUCCAGAUGUCUGAGGAGUACAUCGACCCCAAAUCACACAAGUUUGUCCUGCGGCUACAGUCCGAAACCUCCGUGUAGGACAACAGAUGUCUUUUUUUAAAAUUCCUCACCCUAUUGCGUUGCUCUCAAAUGUUUUCAUUUUGGGUUUGCAGUUUUUAUUUUUACUUCUUUGGAUUUUUUUUUAUAUAUUAUUAUAUGAAUCUAUAUACUACACACGUCUGAAUAUAUUGAUCUUUUAAUGUUUGAUUUGGAUGAAAAGAAGAAUAGUCGAAGCCUCGGAUGUGGUUGUGUGCACAUAUGUGUGAGUGUAUGGGUGUGUGUGUGUGUGUCAUUUUGUGUCAUCGCAAUCACUCGUUCCCUUUGUGUUUGAGACGAUGGAGCCAAACAAGAUGGGAACAAGAAACUUUUUUAGGUUUCUGACGCCCUCACAGGGACUCCAUGGUGUCUGUGUGGAGUUUCCACAGGACGGACAGACAGACAGACAAACAGACAAACCACUAAGGACUGCCAUGGUGUGACUCCAAGUUUGAUAUUUAAAGCCUGAUGGAAGCUAUGUUGCCUGUACUGUCAUCUCCUUGACAACAUUUGGAAGUACUUGGAUGCUUUUGGACGUCGUCUCAUGAAAAUCAAAUUAAAUGCAUUGACAAAAAACAUGAAACAACUUCAAUCAGAUGUUGCAUCAAAAGCACCUUUGAGUGUAGAAAGGAAAGAAAUGCCUAGAAGUGUGGGAACAGGAUCUCAGCUUGCUCUGAAAGAAUGUGGGACAGUUUUCUCCUCAUCACUAUUUCAGGACGUCUGCAAACUCCUCCAGACAGACUCUCCUCCUGACAGUUGAGAUGUCACCCUCCACCACGUCCGGUCUGUGGCCGACAGUAGCACCUGCGGGUGCUAAUUUUAGCUGCCAAAUUGGGACAUUUUGAGUUGCAGGAUUCUUCUCCAGGUGCAAUGGAGCAAAAUCUGCGAUAUUUCCACUCCAGUUGGGAACAACAUGAGCAUGCGAUGUUAACCACCAGGAUGAACUCGUAACGUACCGAAUAAGAGACAUGCAGAGAUGGAGACAUGGCCAAGAGCAUUUGCCCUGCAUCACCGGCUCAGUAACCUUCUCAGGGCUUCCGUGUCGGACUGGAUGGGAAGGGAAGGCAGCGGGGGAGACGUCAUGCCAGAGAAUAGAAGUACUACUGAUUUCUCCACAAGAGUUCCUCCAUUUUUUUGUUAAAACAGCAGCAAAUCCAAAGUAGCUCUGAAGUGGAGAUGAAAACGGUAAUUUUAGUAUAAUGUCCCAUUUUCACGGCACUAACCCACUCUUCUGUUUUUCUAACAGUUUCAUACUUUGGUUCAUUCUGAUCGUUCACUCUUUGCUGUACUCCUGAUCAACAUUAAGCUGCUGUCUACGAAAGUCCACACUUCUGAUGUCAUUUUUUCACAUUAAAAGGCUACUUUUAAA